GCAAUCGUUGCCGUUGGUCCGUUUCCUCGAAAAUCAUUUAAUUUUGCUUUGAAAUGUGUGUUGCAUAAAUAACAGGCAAAAAUGUUCGGUUGUUAUUACGUGUCAUCUGUCAUUUUUCUGCUUUCGGUCUAGUUUUCAUGGGGUUUUUAUGAGAAGUUUUAAAUUCAGUGAUUUAUUUUUAGGAUAAAAAGUGGUCGUGUUUGUAGUGUGUAAGUAAUAACGGAACUCUAACCUCUAACUUAAACGUUGUGUUUAUUAUUCGCUGCUAAAUAAUCAUGACGAGAAAUUGUUGUAUUCCGAAUUGCAAAUACAAUCAUAAAAUUCGGCAUUUGUUUCCAAAUCCCACUAAGAACAUUGAACGGUUUAAAAUGUGGAUACAGGCAUUAAAUGUUACGGAAUUGACUGAAAUGGACCCCGUGUUGGUGUUUACCGGAAAACGUGUUUGUAAUAUUCAUUUCGAAGAAAAAUAUAAGUCCUCUACAUCAAAGCGGCUACAUUUAAAUGCUAUCCCAACUUUAAAUUUAUUACCUGAAUCGGUCGAAAGUGGUUGUUUUUCUCUAGAGUUGGAGCCAUCAACAUUAAAAAGUGAAAUUGUAGAUGACGAUUUAUCUAUAGAGGAGCAUCCAUUAGGCAGUAUGUAUUUAAUAUAUUUUAAAAGUUGUAUUUUUUCAUACUUUAUUUUAGUUGUAAAAGAAGAUCACAAUUAUUUUACAUGCGAUCAGGAAAGAGACUCGGGAGUCGAUGGUUUUGUUGAAGCAAACGAUGUCACGAACUUUGCUUUCAUUCAUUCGGAGUUUUUGAAAGUAAAGCAACAAUCGCUACAAGCUCGACCGGUUUCCCAAUUAAAGGUCGUCAAUGCUUGCAGUAUUGGCGACGAUAACAACGUCGCCACGCUGCCGGAAAGCUGGAGCGUUACUCAAACAACUCGAGAUAAAGGCACCGAAAUUACCCUCUGUCAUUUAACCGUUUUCUACGCCGGUAACACCAGGCAAUUGGUGUCCAAAAGAUACUUCGUCAUCGAGAGCUGGAGCCGCCGCAUGCAAUAUUUCCUUUACGGACGACGCAUCGACCACGCGGAUUUACCGGAAAUCCUCGACGACGUCUCCGCGCUGCCGGCGAUCUUGGCGAAACUCCAUCGGAUGCGGCUGUGCGUAGGCCUCGGCCCCGUCGACGUCAGGUUCUUGAAAGGCGAAGAAUUCGAAGAUUGCACGCGUUCGUGGCAUCACAACGAGUGCAGCUUAAUAGCGAAGAAGAAGAAGUGCGAAAAAUGUAAGCUGCUUAGAAAACUUGUGUGGCAACGGGAGAAUCGGUAUAGGAAGGAAAAGGGCGAUGCAUUAGCGGAGAAUGUUAGAGGUAGCGAACAAAGACUUGAAACUAGAAGACGUGGGAAAAAUCGAAUGAAACUCAGCUUGGAAGUGUGUGGAGGUCUGGAGUCGAAAAGAUUCAAGCCGAGAAUUCUUAAGGAGAUUUGCAGUAGUACUACUACUAUUAAGGACGCAAGCGAAUCUUGAUCGAGACGAGAUGCAACGAGAUGCAUCCAUGAAGCCGAAUACCUCGAUGAAGGUCCCAGUCCUUUUCGAUGGAUGUCUGUUUGUGUCGCCAGGGGCCAUAACAGAAAACUCUAAGACUCUAGGAGGACAUGGUCAGAUGUUUCAUCAGCCAUGUCGCAAUCUCUGCAAAGAGGACUUUCAUGUAAACCUGGUGGUCACGGGGCUGGAAAGACCGCCCGCAUAAAAAACAACAACAAACCUGGGUUAUAGAGGUGCUUUCCCAGAUAAUAUGAGUCAUGCGCGAACAAGCGUAGAUACACUAAAACGUAUUUCGAGAGUUGUCGAUGGUCGGACAAUGUUGAUGGUAGUGAAAAAAAGUCUUGAAACAAGAAGACCGACGAUUCUUAAGGAGAUUUGAGGUAGUAAUCUGAAGGAACGUCGUCAGCGUAUGAAGGAGGAGUUCGAUGGGAUUACUCGUAAUGAAGAGUGAGAGGAGGAUGAUAUUUUUCUUGCUGAGGCUGAUUAUUGCCUUUCAAGUGCGCUCGAUGGGAAAAAUGAGAAAAUUUCGCUCGAAGCAGAUAGCUGUGCAGACAGGUUCUUCGGCAAUUCCUCUUCCUGUAGCCUAUAAUGUAUGCUCCGAUGCCAUCCUCGAGCAGGAUAAAAGUCCAGUU
This is a messenger RNA of Phyllotreta striolata, 2161 nucleotides long. The record is from the annotation of a GenBank genome assembly. NCBI's taxonomy places the organism in Eukaryota, Metazoa, Arthropoda, Insecta, Coleoptera, Chrysomelidae.